Mesocestoides corti is the source of this 1716-nucleotide messenger RNA. NCBI's taxonomy places the organism in Eukaryota, Metazoa, Platyhelminthes, Cestoda, Cyclophyllidea, Mesocestoididae. The record is from the annotation of a GenBank genome assembly.
AUGAUUUUAAACGUUUUUGUGAAUGACUGUAAAAAAGCCCUAUGUGGAAUGAAAAUGGUGUUUGAUGCGGCUGUUGCUGCUCAGUUAAAUGAGUGCAAGGUUUUCCUUCGACUUUUGGGUGUGAGCAACUGCACCUCAUCAAUUCGACAAAUGCGUCCCAUUACAAAAUGUGAUGUCAAGAAGUGUGUGCGAUUUGCUGGUGAUCGUGCCUACUUGAUUUCGGCCCAAAGUCAAGCUAUCUCGAGAGAGCUUUUUGGCAGGCCACCUGAUUCCUCUGUGCAGUCAAGAAAAUUUUCAACAUCUGCUUCUGAAGUAGCUCACGACUGCCCUAGUAAACAACCACUGAAAUCAUCCAAACAGCGUCGCGUCCCCCAUUCUCGAAUUGGAAGGGCCGCUGGGUUUGGAAAUCUCUUUCUUGGUCUUGGGCUCGGCGCGGCAGCUGAAAUGGCAAAGCGCUCUGUUGGAGCAUCCGAUAGUAGUAGUACCUCUAAUCCGUUUUUAACCGAUGCAAACCUGGAAAGAAUCGUUGACACACUUUGUCGAAUGCGCGGUGCGGCCCUUAAACUCGGACAGAUGCUCAGCAUACAAGAUAGCUCGCUUGUGAAUCCGAAGGUGCAGAAAAUAUUCGAGCGAGUUCGGCAGUCCGCUGACUUCAUGCCAACUUCUCAGAUGUACAGCGUUGUCAACGCUGAACUGGGGCCCGAUUGGAAGGACAAAUUCGCGACGUUUGAAGAAACCCCUUUUGCAGCAGCAAGUAUUGGACAAGUUCACAUGGCUAGUCUUCCGGAUGGCAGGAAAGUUGCCAUGAAGAUUCAAUAUCCAGGUGUCUCCAAGAGCAUUGAGACCGACGUUGCUAACAUCACAUUAAUCUUAAAACGUUUCGAUAUCCUCCCGCGUGGUCUUUUCGCCGAAGAAGCCAUUCGUGUUGCAAAGAAGGAACUGAAAUGGGAGUGUGAUUAUAAACGCGAGGCGUCCUACGCCGAGAAGUUUUCCCGCCUCCUGGACAAGGACCCAGUCUUCGUAGUGCCCAAGAUUUUUUCAGAACUCACGACAGAGCGCGUUCUCACCGCCGAGUAUUUUGAUGGCCUUGUUCUUGACGAUUGCAUCUCGUUGCCACAGGAGACUCGCAAUUGGAUCGGUGAAAACAUCCUCCGACUGUGCCUCCUCGAAGUCUUCGUGUUUAACACAAUGCAGACUGACCCGAAUUGGUCGAACUUCCUUUAUAGUAAGGAUUUGCACAAGGCGUCUUUGUCCUUUGACCAAAAGAUUGUUCUUCUUGACUUUGGUGCGUCCAGAGAGUACUCGCGGAAGUUUGUCGACAAAUACCUCAAAGUCAUCAUCGCUGCAUCCAACCACGAUAGACCGGGGAUCCUGGAUCAUUCCAGGGAUCUUGGUUUCCUUACCGGAUAUGAAACAAAGGCCUUUCUGGACGCCCACGUGGAGGCCGUGAGUGUGUUGGGAGAGGCCUUCGCGUCGAAGGAGCCGUUCGACUUCGGUGCGCAGUGCACGACCGAGCAAAUCAACCGCAUCAUUCCCGUGAUGCUGGAGCACCGUCUCACGCCUCCCCCCACAGAGACGUACUCCCUGCACCGCAAGAUGUCCGGCUGUUUCCUGCUCUGCAGCAAGCUCGGCGCCGUCGUUGACUGUCGAAGCCUCUUCCUCAAAAUCGCGCAGAAUUACCAAUUCGGGUUGGAGAAAACGCCAGAUUUGUUUUAA